AAGAAUGCUUAUGGGUGGGCAUUUUAAUCAGAAGUUCUGAUCCGGUCCCAUAAAAAUAAAAAGAAAUUAGGAACUGAAAUCGAAAAUAGACUAGGUCUCGAACGGUUCUUGUUUCUUGAAUCGAAAUCGUGGUACCCAAUUUUGGAAACAAAUUUACCCUUUUUUUAUAAUUUUUUUUUUAUUUUUUACAAUUUAUUCAUCCUAACCCAAUAACCCAACACAACAAGUAGCAAAUUUGCCUAGUCCAAAUAGUAAGUACCCUAAUCAAUAGGAUUUGUGCAUUUAAACAAUUGAAUAAUAACACUCUAGUUUGUAGCCACUCUCAACGCACGUUACGUGCUGCCCGCCACACAAACCCUUCUUGAGGCAUCACGCAAAGUCAAAGUCGAAAUUGGAUGCUAUUACUUUAGAUAUUGGAUGUUAUUUUGUGACAGGAAGAUAAUUUGUAUUGUAAACACACGGUUUUUAAAAAAAUAAUGUUAUGAUUAGAUCGGAACCGGAACCGAUGAUUUGGGCUUGGGUUAGAUUCUAAUAAUUAUGUGAACCUGAAUGGUUACGUUUACAAAAUACCCGAAGUAAUGGCUGGUUCUGGGUAUUUAAAUAUCUAGAUUGAUCCACCCCACUUCAUGGCCUAAGAAUGCUUGACAGGUUAGUUGAUGUAUUGAGAUUUGGAGUACAAAUUAGAUUCAUUUAGUUCUGAAAUAUCUUAGGUCAAGGAAAAUGUGCAAGUUAAAAGCUGCAUUUACUAUGAAUGAUUUUAACACUUCAUGGAUGCAAAAGUCAACUUGCAUUUGCUAUAUGGUUGGGUGAUAAACAAUGGUUUUUCUGUACAUAUGAGGGGUAGUGAAGCUUUGUGGUUGUUGGGAUCCUAGUAAGCGGUUCGAUGGAAACAAUUCUACUAUUUGAGAGCUAUGAAAUUUCAUUGAAAGGUAAUUUUGGUUUCCUGGGUUUGAUUCAAAAGUUUAUUUUUUAUUUUCCUACCACGUCAAAGAUUGUACUUUUAUGGGUGGGUAUAAACAUGGAAAGUGCAUUUAGCAUUUUUGCCAAGACACGUGAUUUGUGUGAAUUAGGGCGGAGAUAGGUUUGAGCCUUUGAGGUAGGGGCUUCUCAUUUGUUUCUAUAGGAUUGUGUUGGCCUAUCCAAAUUGAAAACAAUUACUAUUAGGUUUUAACAUUUCUUUCUGUAGCAAGGUAUCAUUUAUGCAAUAAUCCAAGGUGUCAUCCGAUUGUCAAAGGGAUUGUUUUUAACUGCGAUCUGAGUUGUGUUCCUAAUAUCAACUUGAAAUUUGCUGAGGGCUGGCAAUUAUCUACGUAUGUGAAGUCAGUUUCUUUUACUUCUCUAAUCGUUUCUGUAUUAAGUCUUUUUCAACAUAGGAGAAUUGUGCUUACAUGUGGGGGCAUUCUUGCUGUUCAGCGUCUUUUUUAGCUUGGAGUGAGUUAAAGCAGCAAAAAGGAGGUAAAAACACAUGAUUUACCAUGGUGGUGGGAAAGGGAGGUUUUUGCUGGCUAGGUUUAUUCCAUUCCUUUGUGCGAUGGGAGUUCUGGACAUUUUAUUGGAUUUUUCUUUUGUCAGGUUUUCUAAUAUCUUUGAAAAUGUGGACUUCACAAAUUAUCUUGUGGAGCUGAUAUCAUGCUUGUUCAUGAAAAUGUAAAAGAUUUGUCUUAAGGUCGCUAAAGAAUAAUGGUCAAACAAGGCGACGAAAAAAGAGGAAGUUCUCUAACAUGGAUGGAGGAAUGGGUCCAAUGGGGCUAACAGGAGCAAUUUAGAUUGUCUUUCUCGGUUGAAGUGGUAAUGAUGUAAUUCACAGUAAUUCAAUGGACUUCUAUGAAACCAGCCCUGGACCAGUUGAUGAAUCUGUUUUGUAUGAUCAAGAUAAGCACGUCUCAGCUGCAGUUUGGGAGGGACAGGAGCGGGGAGCACUUAGAUGUCAUGAACAUACUUCAAAGCUUGACCGGUGGAUGCUUACUGAAAAACAAAUCGAAUUAGUCAAGAAAGCUGGAUUUGGCUAUUUGAGAUUAAUACCAGCAAUCAGUCUUGAUAACCCGCUUAUAUCUGCUCUAGUUGAGAGAUGGAGGAGAGAAACAAACACAUUUCAUAUGACUGUUGGGGAAAUGACAGUGACUCUGGAAGACGUUGCUUACUUGCUUGGGCUUCCAAUUGAUGGUGAACCUGUUAUUGGUGUAACAUAUACGGCAUGUGAUGCACUAUGUAUCAAGUAUCUGGGGAAAUUACCAGAUUCUGGGUAUGCGAGUGGUGGAAUGGUGAAGCUUAGUUGGCUGAAAGAGACUUUCUCCCAGUGUCCCGAGAACGCCUCAAUGGAAGAUGUUGAGUGCCAUACUCGUGCUUACCUUCUAUACCUUGUUGGCAGUACAAUUUUUUCCACCACUACUGGUAAUAAAGUUCCUGUCAUGUAUCUUCCAUUGUUUGAGAAUUUCAAUGAAGCUGGUAAGCAUGCAUGGGGUGCAGCAGCAUUAUCCUUCUUGUACAGAGCACUCGGUAAUGCCUCCCUCAGAUCUCAAAGCACAAUAAGUGGCUGUUUAACGCUGCUACAGUGCUGGAGUUACUAUCACCUGAACAUCGGUCGACCCAAACUUCAUCACGACCCAAUCCAUGAAUGUUUUCCAUUUGUCCUUAGGUGGAAAGGGAAACAUAGCAGUCCAACAUCAAAUCGUGAUGUUUCCUUCUAUCGUAAAGCUUUGGAUUCACUACAAUCUUCUGAUGUCGACUGGUGUCCUUACGCAAAUAUCAGUCACACUGUUAUACCAGAAUUCAUUUUAAAUCAACUCAUUCUUGGAAGAUCAAAGACAAUGUUGAUUUGUUUUGACAAGGCAGAAAGACACCUUCCAGAUCGUUGCCUAAGGCAGUUUGGCAUGCAUCAAACUAUCCCAGAAGAAGUGCAGAGAUGGGAAAGGAAGACCCGUGGGGUUGAUGGUGGAGUAGAUCUCUCUGGGAAAAUGGAAUCAGAACUUAAUGAAUGGUCAUAUCGUCGCUUUCAUAUUGUGGAGGCUGAAGAAGAUCUGGAUGAAAAUGAAUACAAGCAUUGGUACUUGAAAAUUACGCGCAAGUUGGUAGGCAGACCCGUACCUAUCUCAUCAGAAUUUCAGAGAAUGAAUGCUGCAUUGAGGGACGUUGCACAUCUAGCAGAUAACCUCUCGACUCAUGGGAUGGACGAUCUACAGAUUCAGUCGGUGACGAGAAUCAGGUAUAUUGCACAUGAAUGUUUGAGGGACCAUGCCAGAAGUUCAACAGAUGUUAUAGCGGAUCCACAAAAUGAUGUCGGAAAAAGGAUAAGAGGGAAGGAAAGGGUUAGGAGGAGGGAAAUAGGUAAGCGAAAACGAAAAGAUGAUCCUGAGCAGUAUUAUGCAGUUAAUAUGAACGUCCCUUCCCAGUUAUAUGAUGAUGAUAAUACACAUCUAUAUCAUGUAGAUGGUGAUGUCAAUAAUCAUCAACAUCUAUCCAUUCCGGCCAAUGCAGGUGACCACAGUGAGUUAUCUCCUAUUGCUCGAGAAGUUAAUGGAGGACAGCUUUGUGAUGUAACUGACGACGUUGAUUGUGACAUAACAGAUAGGGUUGACGAAUGCAAGCUUUCUCAUGGCUCAGAUCAAAAUAUGCCGCCUGGUUCCCAUCCUACUGUCGAUGUCAUGCCCCAGUCGACCCUCAGUAGCAGCGAGGAGGUUGCCCGGCAGAAUGAUUUCAGUGUUUUGGCUUAGAGAGUUGACAACAUAAACUUUGAAUUGUAUAGAAUUUACUUUCUAUGUUAUUAGAUGUGAAGACUCUUGUUCUAGUUUUGAAUCUAUCUUCAAUGUAGAAAUUUGAAAACAUAUGCUUCUAAAUUCAUUUCAUUCAUAACUUUUCGAGAAUU
Olea europaea var. sylvestris is the source of this 3862-nucleotide messenger RNA. RefSeq names its product protein MAIN-LIKE 2-like. Gene Ontology annotation, biological process: meristem maintenance; meristem development. The record is from RefSeq and is a predicted model, not a curated record. Bases 1815 to 3710 code for a protein of 631 amino acids. NCBI's taxonomy places the organism in Eukaryota, Viridiplantae, Streptophyta, Magnoliopsida, Lamiales, Oleaceae. The transcript is spliced from 6 exons.